This is a messenger RNA of Lolium rigidum, 696 nucleotides long. Its product is annotated as alpha-amylase/trypsin inhibitor-like. NCBI's taxonomy places the organism in Eukaryota, Viridiplantae, Streptophyta, Magnoliopsida, Poales, Poaceae. Gene Ontology annotation, cellular component: extracellular region. The record is from RefSeq and is a predicted model, not a curated record. The transcript has a single exon. The coding region runs from base 1 to 696 and encodes 231 amino acids. Gene Ontology annotation, biological process: defense response.
AUGGUAUCAUCGAUGGCGUCCUCUCGUGUCCUCCAGGUCCUGCUCCUCCUCAUCCUCACAGUCGCCAUCGCCACCGACGCCACCACCAUCACCGUCGUCAACAAAUGCUCCUACACGGUGUGGCCAGGCGCACUGCCGGGCGGCGGCGUGCGGCUCGAACCGGGGAGGUCAUGGACGCUCAACAUGCCGGCCGGCACCGCGGCCGCCAGGGUGUGGCCGCGCACCGGGUGCAGCUUUGACGGCAGCGGCCGCGGCCACUGCAUCACGGGCGACUGCGCCGGUGCGCUGGUGUGCCGUGUCUCCGGCGAGCAGCCCGCGACGCUGGCCGAGUACACCCUAGGGCAGGGCGGAGGGCGGGACUUCUUCGACCUGUCCAUCGUCGACGGGUUCAACGUGCCCAUGAACUUCCAGCCGGUGGGUGGAGCGUCGUGCCGGGGCGCGAGCUGCGCCGCGGACAUCACGAGGGAGUGCCUGCCGGAGCUGAAGGUGGCGGGAGGGUGCGCGAGCGCGUGCGGUAAGUUCGGCGGCGACACCUACUGCUGCAGGGGCCAGUUCACUGACAAUUGCCCGCCGACCAACUACUCGAGGUUCUUCAAGGGGAAAUGCCCUGACGCGUACAGCUACGCCAAGGAUGACCAGACCAGCACCUUCACCUGCCCUGCCGGAACAAACUAUCAGAUCGUCCUCUGCCCGUAG